Molecule: messenger RNA, 4159 nt
Organism: Owenia fusiformis
Lineage: Eukaryota; Metazoa; Annelida; Polychaeta; Sabellida; Oweniidae
Source: the annotation of a GenBank genome assembly
UGAUAUUGUAGGAACCAGCUCAAAAUUUGUUUCCUUUCAGUUUUCUUUGCGUUCUUCAAUGUAUGUUUUAGUUCAAAUAUCUACCAUCUUAGAUCAAAGAUUUGUUGUACAUGUAGUACAGUGAAACAAUACUGAAGAAUAUAAAAGACAUGUACAUAAAGAUAAGCUACGGGCUAACAUAGAUGACAUAAAUGACUAAGAAAGGAAAUUCUGCGAUGAAGCCCAAUCGCCAAAAAAGGAACAGUAUGGAUUCAAGGAAAAUUGAAAAUUCCAAGGUGCACAAAGGUCCUACAACGUCAUCACGGAUUAUCAGUCUUCCCUUUAUCCACCCUGUGAACCUGGCCCCACCCUCAGGUCAUACCAUGCCAUCUAUUCCCCAACCCAGUCAGCAAGGGGUCAUACAUACGCACAAGCCGCCAUGUAACACAUACAAGAGCCCUACAACAGGCAGUAGUCACACAGGUGGCUCAAGACAUCGUCAUGGCAACUCAGAACAAAAGUCCUUCCAGACUCAUUUCACAGCUCAUGACAACAGACGGAGUAAACGCCAAAGCAUAGGCUCAGUUACAGUAAAUUCUGAGAAACUCGUAGCAACAGUAGCUCCAACCACCACAUUACCACAACUUGGUGGCAGCGACAACAGAAACACAUCCAAUAAAAUAACAGCAGACAACAGCAAUGCCCUCCCUAAGCUACGAGAGACCCAGGAUACCCCAGGGGGACGUAGCGGUGGUCCCUCUAGAGGGGAAGGAAAGAUAAAGAUUGAUCAAGAUGGAAAUAAGCUACCAUUAACACCACAAGAUGCCUUGAAACUGUAUAAAGACAGGCUGACUGUGUUUGAACAGACAGAAAUCCUGGACUAUCCUGAGAUCUGGUACCUUGGGCUUGAGUGCAAGAAGGUGGAGGGUUCCCAGGGGGCUUCACAGAACAAUGGCUAUGAUGAUGAGCAAGGGUCAUAUAUCAAGGUUUAUGGCGAUCAUUUAGUAUACAGAUAUGAGAUACUGGACUUGCUAGGCAAGGGUUCCUUUGGGCAAGUUGUCAAAGCUCACGACCAUAAAACAGACCAACAAGUCGCCAUUAAACUUAUAAGGAACAAGAAAAGGUUCCACCACCAGGCCCUGGUUGAAGUAAAGAUCCUUGAUGCCCUGAGGCGAAAAGACAAAGACAACCAGCAUCAGAUCAUACAUAUGGGAGAAUACUUCUACUUCCGCAACCAUCUCUGUAUCACCUUUGAACUGAUGGGGAUGAAUCUCUAUGAGUUAAUAAAGAAGAACAACUUCCAGGGCUUCAGUUUAGCACUGAUCAGGAGGUUUGCCUACUCACUACUGCAAUGUCUCAAGGUGCUGCAUAAAGACAAGAUAAUCCAUUGUGAUCUCAAACCAGAAAAUAUUUUACUACGGCAACGUGGGCAAAGUUCAAUCAAAGUGAUCGAUUUUGGUUCCAGUUGCUAUGAACAUCAAAGAGUUUACACAUACAUUCAGAGCAGAUUUUACCGAUCACCCGAGGUCAUACUGGGAAUGUCAUAUAGCAUGCCAAUAGAUAUGUGGAGUUUUGGGUGCAUCCUAUCUGAGCUUUACACUGGUUACCCUCUGUUCCCAGGGGAGAAUGAAGUGGAACAGCUCUCAUGUAUAAUGGAAGUCUUGGGAAUGCCAUCACCGGAGAUUCUUGAGACUUCAUCAAGGAAACGUUUAUUUUUUGACUCUAAGGGGUCUCCAAGGUGCAUAACAAACAGUAAGGGGAAGAAAAGAAGACCUGGCUCAAAAGAUCUUGCUCAAGCCAUCCGAACGAGUGAUGCACAUUUUCUAGACUUUGUUAAACGAUGCUUAGAAUGGGACCCCAGUAAGAGGAUGACUCCAGAUGAGGCACUGCAGCAUGACUGGAUACGAGAGGGACUUGUACAAAAGCCAGCUAAAGAUAGCAAGUCACGCCAGAGAAGGGAUCCUGAGGAGUCAAAGCCAGCAGUUACUAGUCAACAUCCAGAUCCCUAUAAAACAGCUGCACAACCCCCUGUCAAAGAGAAAACUCGGACGGAAGAGUGGAAACUCUCAAUGAGGAAGCAGAGUGCAAAGCACAAAGAGAGGCUUCAACCCAUAGGGGCAGAUAAUCCCACAACACAUGAAGAAUACUCACAAGUGAGUACCCAGAACACAGGAUGCAAUAAAAAAUACAGCUCAGACUCUACCAAACAUGACAGUCACAAUAGCUAUACAGCUACUCAACAUUCACAGAACAUGGAUAGUGACUCUGCCAAUAGACUUCCACCAAUCAAGAAGCUAUCGUGAUCUUAAAGUGCAGCAUGUUAUCCGCAGUGUUUCUAGUAUUUCCAGUCAAUUUCUUGAAAAUUAAAGCAGUGUUUGUUUAAUGAUGGUUACAUUACAUAUUGACAACUAUUUUUGUGAAAUCUAGCUGCUCUGUAAGAAGCUUUAAGAGUUAAGGAGUUUAUCAUUUAGAAAUUCAAGACUGGAAAUAUUAACACCUCUGCUGCUAACAUGGUAGGAAUGGGGAAUGAAAAAUCACACAUAUCACCAAAUAUUGCUCAAACUUGGAUGCAUCAAAAAUGACAAAUCAAGUAAUUCAAGGACUCGUUCAUUCUCUAAAUACUAGGCUCAUAACUGACGUUUAAUCAGAUGGAAGGAAUGAAAGGCCUGGUCAGAAUAUCAAUGUAUUCUAGUGAAAGUAAUUAAGAAUAAGGCAAACUUCUUUUAAAACCUACAUGUUUAUAUCUCUCCAAAAUAAAGUUACUGCAUAAUGGUACAUUGCUGUCUGACCUGAGCCCUCAAGCCUAUAGCUAACCUUUUCAGAGGAUGAAUCAGUAUUGGAACUUUAUUAUUUUUCAUUAGCUUCAAUGCUAUAUUUGGUAAAUGGGAUUUAGCCAUACAUCUAGCCAUAAAUGUGCAAUAUAUUUAAUAUUACUCACAGUGAAGCAAGGUUAAGUCGGGGCUGACCAAGUCUAUGUGGCAAAAAUGUGGAGUUACAAGCCUUUAAGUAUACAAGCCUUUAAGGUGAGCUGUAAUUGGUUCCUCUUUGGCUUACUUUUAGGCAAUCUAUGUUUGGAUUUGGGAAUUGGGAAUUGCACUUAAAUGGUGAAGGGAUGGUGAAUUGCACUCUAAUGUAGAAGCAAUUGGGAAUUGUACUUGAAUCUUGAAGAAACUUGGUAUCGCACCCAAAUGAACAUUAAAAUAUUUGUCAUUUCUAAGCCCUCGCGUCAGAAUUGUAAAAUUCAGAUAUUUGCAACAUAAAAUUUGAAAAAAACUGGGGAGAGACAUUAAGGAAGCCCAGAAGCAUUUUUGUCCCUUGGUUAAUCCUGGGUGACUGGAUCACACUGUGGGUGAUAAUAAAAUAAAUAAUAAAGUAUAGGACUACGUAAUUAUCAGCUAGUCUGAACAAAGUAUAUUUUUAUCAAAUACACAAGUAGUGUUAUAAUAUUCAAAUGUAAUAGUUUUGAAAGGUUGUUUUAAGUAUUUGUUUUUAAUUUAUUAAAGCUUGUUUUAUCUCAUUGACUCGUAAUAACUUUAAAAGUUUGGUUCAAGGAAAGAUCUGAAGAGUGCUGUGUAUAUGUAUGGCAUACAGCAGUUGCGUAUAUGUAUGACAUACAUCAUCUUUGUAUAUGUAUGACAUACACCAUCUUUGUACAUGUAGGACACAGCACCUUUGAACAUAUUUGAUAUACAGCGUUUUUGUACAUGUAUGACAUACAGCAUCUUUGUACAUGUAUGACAUAUCAUCUUUGAACAUAUCUGAUAUACAGCGUUUUUGUACAUGUAUUUAUAAGUACUUUGUACAAGUACCAUAAUCCACUACUAUGAGGCAUUCACUAACUACAGAAUUAAUUUCAGAAAUGUAUGCAUAAAUACAGUAUUACAAAACAGUUACAUGAUAUUUCCAAUGUAGAUAGCGCUUACAUUUUCUGGAAAUAAGAUCACUCAACUGAUUUUUAUUAGGAUUUAUUAGUUUCUAAUUUUGUGAAAUAUUUUAGUCUACUUGGAGUUGACAUGUUUUUACAUGGAACCAGAAAUAUUGUGAAAUUCAGUCACCAUGUACAUAAAUUAACACAAUGUACAAAUAUUCAUCGCAAAUUGAAUAGAAAGUUCUGUAAAACCUCCCUGUAAAGAACACCUCUCUACAAGGAACUAUUUCAGCCAGUACAGAGAACAUUCUC